Molecule: messenger RNA, 1623 nt
Organism: Prinia subflava (tawny-flanked prinia)
Lineage: Eukaryota; Metazoa; Chordata; Aves; Passeriformes; Cisticolidae
Product: homeobox protein HMX1-like
Exons: 2
Coding region: 1-780 (259 amino acids)
Biological process (GO): regulation of transcription by RNA polymerase II
Cellular component (GO): nucleus
Molecular function (GO): DNA-binding transcription factor activity, RNA polymerase II-specific; RNA polymerase II transcription regulatory region sequence-specific DNA binding
Source: RefSeq, a predicted model, not a curated record
AUGGUGCAGCUCGGGGCCGGCCGCCGAGCCCCCCCGGCCGCGCCGCCGGCUUUCAGCAUCGACAGCAUCCUGCAGCCCGGCCCUCGCCGUCCGGGCGCGGAGCGGGGCAGAGCCCGCUGCGCGCUGCCCGAGGAGGAGGAAGAGGAGGGAGAGGGGCCUGAGGAGCGCGAUCCCAGUAAAGGCUCCAGCGAUUCGGGCAGCGAGUCCCGCCGGCUGCGGGCAGGAGGGACGAGCCGCGGCCUCCGCCCCGAGGGCGGCGAUGCGGGGUCCCCGCUCCCCACGGAGGGGAUUCGCGGUCCCCGGCAGCCGCCGCCGCGAGAGGCGGGGGGCUGCGGCGCGGAGAACGGCAGAUCGUCGGCUGCAGGAGGCAGGAAGAAGACGCGGACCAUCUUCUCCAAGAGCCAGGUGUUCCAGCUGGAGUCCACCUUCGAUGUGAAGCGCUACCUGAGCAGCUCCGAGCGGGCCGGGCUGGCCGCCGCGCUGCACCUCACCGAGACCCAGGUGAAGAUCUGGUUCCAGAACCGGCGCAACAAGCUCAAGAGACAAAUGUCAUCCGAGCCCGAAGGCCCGGGGCCCGGGCCGGCCGAGCCCCCCGGGGAGCCGCAGCCCCCCACUGCCGCCUCGGCUCUCUCCUUCCCGUCCCUCUACAAGGACAGCCCCCUGCUCAGUCGCUGCUUGCUGCCGCUGCCUUUCCCCCUGCUCUGCCCGGGCAGCGCCAUCCCCUACCUCUGCCUCCCCGGGCCGGGCAAACACUUCAGCCUGGUGGACGGGGACGUAUAGCCUCUCCCCUGGCCCCCGACCUUCCCUUGCCGGGGGCCGCCUCUAUUUUAUUUAUGACUCUCUGUGCCGGUGGAGUGUCCGUCUGCGCCACAGCCCACGGAGGGGCCGCCCGGGCUCCCCCACGCGUGUCCGUGGGCUGCCGACACGCUGCUAAAGCUCGGAAGGGCGCGGCCAACCCGCUCUGCCUCUUGCAGCUCUUAUUCUGUGGUCAGGACGGAGGAGAUAACACGGAGCCACCAAAGAAACCGGGACGUGCUCUGCCUGCCUCCCUUCCCAGUUACCCCGUUCCGAUAUCACAGCGGGGCCGAUGCUCUGCCUCGGUCCGUGGGGCUGUGUCCCCGCGUCUGUCCCAAGCGCCCUGGCUGUCGCUUUACCGUGAGCCGAGCCACCUUUCACACAGAUCGGUAAUGGCGAGGGCCGCUCGGUGCGUGUCUAUCUCAAACUCUCCACCUCUAAUAUGCCUCAGAGUAGCUUCUCCCCAUCUUGUACAUUAUCAAAAUGUAGACACCUUUCCUCAGAUCCGAUUCUUAAAAACUGUGACUUUCCUGCUUUUUUCCCCUUUGGAGGAAACAUCCCAAGAUCUUUCUUACACGUUUUGUGCUAACUGCUUCUCAGACUGGGGCUCGUGUGAUGUUUUUACAGAACAAGAGAAGCUGUCUCUUGUGCUAAUCCCGCCCCCCGAAAUCCCAUGGGACGGUUUUACCUGCUAUCCUAGGGUAAAGAAGUGGGGGUUUGAUUUUUUUUUUAAUAUCUAUCUUCAUAUAAAUUCGCAAACGCUUUUGUCGUCCUUUGGUUUCUAAGUUCACACUCUUUAUAUCCCAAGUUUGGAAAUAAACCUUUUCA